CCUCUGUCGGAACAACUUCAAAAAGCCCCCUGAGUCUUAACGUUUUCGCACGUAGUUUCGCGCAGUAUCUUCGUGGGUGGCAGGUUCUUAGUCAUCGCUACGGGCAAACCGGCGGUUACGUCCAGCGCCUCAUCCGAGAUCCAAGAACUGACCCUCCAGCACUCCCUGUUACCUUCGACAUCACCUACAAUUUCUUGGGGAGAACUCACUACGACCCUCACAAAUUGAUCAUCAUCGACAAGGAGAUGCG
Amoebophrya sp. A25 is the source of this 250-nucleotide messenger RNA. Lineage: Eukaryota; Dinophyceae; Syndiniales; Amoebophryaceae. The record is from the annotation of a GenBank genome assembly.